Molecule: messenger RNA, 847 nt
Organism: Mus caroli (Ryukyu mouse)
Lineage: Eukaryota; Metazoa; Chordata; Mammalia; Rodentia; Muridae
Gene: Phf11
Product: PHD finger protein 11
Cellular component (GO): nucleus
Source: RefSeq, a predicted model, not a curated record
AGUAGAAGCUGGAAUCCAGAAACUAGAAACUCAGUCGUUCUUGCAGGAGUGCAGGCACCCAGUCAUGGCCCAAGAGACAGCACCACCGUGCAGCCCAGUCUCAAGGGGUGACUGUCCAAUCAUAGAAAAGAUGGAAAAAAGGACAUGUGCACUGUGCCCUAAAGGCCAUGAGUGGAGUCAAAUAUACUUUUCACCAUCAGCAAAUAUAGCUGCUCAUGAAAACUGUUUGCUGUAUUCAUCAGGACUGGUGGAGUGUGAGGCUCCUGAUCUACCUAAUACAGUUAGAAACUUUGAUGUCAAAUCUGUAAAGAAAGAGAUCAGGAGAGGAAGAAGAUUGAAAUGCUCAUUUUGUAAUAACAAAGGAGCCACCGUGGGAUGUGAUGUACAGUCCUGCACCAAGAAUUACCACUUAUCCUGUGCCAUGGAAGACCACGCAAUUCUACAAGUUGAUGAAGAUCAUGGCACUUACAAAGUAUUUUGUCAAAAACACACUCCAGAAGGUCAAGAACCCACACAACUUGAUGCAGCUGUCAAAGCUCCUUUUCUUAAGAAAUGCCAGGAAGCAGGACUUCUUACUGAACUAUUUGAACACAUACUAGAAAAUAUGGAUUCAAUUCAUGGAAGACUCGUGGAUGAGACUGCCUCAGAGUCAGGUACUGAACGGGCAUUCUAGAAAACACACCUCCCAUGCUUCCCCAGCCCUUCUGUAACCCAUUCUUUAAGAACACACACCAUGGGCGGGAAGAUGGCUCAGUGGUUAAGAGCACUUGCUCCUCUGAGAGGACAAAGGCCGGUUCCCAGCAUCGACAUGGUGUGUCACUCCAUAACUCCAGUUUGAGGGAACUCA